UGGUUUCCUCCUGUACUGAUUGAAGUACAACAUACGGUUGAUGACGAUUUUAUUUUGAGGCUUAUGGAUUACUCCAUUUCUGUUUACCGUCAACAUAAAAAAGCCCACCCCAUCAUCAUCACCUUUGUUAUUUCUUCCAUGAAGUACGAAGUUUCAAAAAAAGUCAGACAAAACAAAAAACUGCCUUUUUUGUUACGUUAUCCUUGCCACCCUUGGGCACAAGCCUGUUACUUUGUGAGCGAAAGCUCAUUGCAAUCAAGCUCGAAGUUGCCUCUGACUCCUUUUGUUGCUUCGUCUAACUUUCUUAUUGGUCAGCACCCUUCGCUUUUGGCAAACCCUUUUUCGACCGAUUCUACCAUCCGACUGUGA
Messenger RNA from Mucor mucedo, 369 nucleotides. RefSeq lists its product as uncharacterized. NCBI's taxonomy places the organism in Eukaryota, Fungi, Mucoromycota, Mucoromycetes, Mucorales, Mucoraceae. The annotation marks the transcript as partial. The record is from RefSeq and is a predicted model, not a curated record. The transcript has a single exon.